Fusarium sp. VM40 is the source of this 279-nucleotide messenger RNA. The record is from the annotation of a GenBank genome assembly. NCBI's taxonomy places the organism in Eukaryota, Fungi, Ascomycota, Sordariomycetes, Hypocreales, Nectriaceae.
AUGGACGGCGGCGAACUUCCGAAGCCCGUUCCUGGCACCAAGGCAGAGGCCUUGGACAAGAUCAAAAAAGCCACUGAACUCGCAGUGAAGUACCAGCAGCAAGAGUCCCACUAUAGGGACCUCGGCAAAGAGGCCCUCGAAAAGGUCUUGUAUUGGCAAGACAUCGCCGAUAAACUUCCUGAUGUUCCUGCCGCUGAAACUAUUGUGGCUGAGAGACUCGCGGCCCUUAAGGCCGAAAAGGCCAAGGAGGAGGAGGAAAAGAAGACCAAGACAGAGUAA